CUGUCCAAUCCGAUGCGGCAAAGGUGGAGCACCGAGCAGCGCUGUUUGGAUUAUCCAAUCAGAUGCGAGCGAGGUGCGACACAGGAGCAGCUUCACCGGGAGCGAGUGAGAGAGCUAGAAUCUCCUCAGACUCAACAACACGAUAUCGGCAGACAUGAAGUCCAAGGUUUUGGGGGAGUGAGACAAAUUCCCCAAGUUCAGCCGGCUCAGGACACAUCCUGCCAUGGCUGCUACAGCCAGUAGUAGAAAUGGAUCUUUAAGACCAGGCUGGGUGGCUUUUUCAGAUGAAGAGCCACAAGCAGAUGAGGAUGGGCUCCAGCCAGCUUUAGAACAGCCUGGGAUGGAUUCUUCUUGGGAGGAAGUGCCAUGUGUGUCUGCCCAGAAGCCAGAACAGCUGACUUCAUGGGUCCAGUUUGAUGACAAAGCUUGGCCACCCUCUCCUCCCUCAACACAGGUAAAAGGCCCCAGGCACAGCAUUUGCUCCUCGGCCAGCUUCUGGAGCAACGUCCCCCCAUCAGAAAGCAGCUGGACCACCCAAUCAGAGGAGCAGAGCUCUGUUAGUAUGGGGGCGUCUUCCUGUGACCUGCCAUCUCUUAACACCGAAGAGCCACUCAGUCAAACGCCUUCCUGCCCUCAUUCUCCUACACCUGGACCUAGAAUAUAUGUUACUGAUUCCUCUUUGUGCCAAGAAGAUGAUGGUGUAAACAUGGAGCCAUUUAACUGGACAACCAACAACCAACACACAAAUGGCCAAUCAUAUGCCACAUCUAACCGUUUUGCCAGCUGGGUAACUUUCGAUGACGAUCAGGACUCUGCGUUCCUGCCUCCAGGAAGACCAUCUAAUAUAAAACUGGACAACCUCAACAUUUCUCCACUACAGGAUGCCAACAGCAACCUGAUUUCAUCAUCCUUUUCUAGCCAGGUGACAGAAAGACACAUCCUGGACUUGACCCCUGAUGGCACCAGUUCUGUCUUUGCCUUUGAAAGCACGCUUUUGAACAACAGCACCCCUUACAACAAGAAGAAUCCUUUUUUGGAUGAUGACUUCACCAACCUGAAACCCUCUUCUAUUAAUCCUUUCAGUGACUACUUUGACAAAACAGGGCUGACAACAUCCCAAGGCACUGGUCUGUGCUCAGAAACACCAGAUGUCUCUGCAUUUAGUUCACCAUUUUUUGAGUAUCAGGAUGUUGACUCCAUCAUGCUUGUUUCUGCACAAAAUGACUCUUUAAAGGGAAAAAAUAGUGUACCAUUAGGCCCUCCUGAAGAUAGUCUGGAUCAAUUCAGGAAAAUAUACAUCUCUGACCCUGACCAUGAUGAUAGUCCCACUUUACCAGAUGAUUCAGCGGAUGUGUUGGAGUCUGAUGACUCCACCUAUGAACCAGACCACAUGACUCCACAGGAAGGAUGGCCCAUGCUUCUGCGCAUCCCAGAGAAGAAAAACAUCAUGUCCUCACGUCACUGGGGACCAAUUUUUGUCAGAUUGACGAAGAGCGGCGAGCUGCACAUUUUCUACGAGAAAGGGCUGGAAAAGCCCUUCAAAGAGUUUCAGCUGAACUCCCAGCAUGAGAUAUCUGAACCCAAGCUCCAGAACUACGAGGAAAACGGCCGUGUUCAUACCAUCAGUGUAGAUCAUGUGGUUUACAAGGAGAAGAGGAAGAUCCAGCCCAAAGUUAGUGUGGUUCAUAUGCCGGUGAGAGAGCAGGUUGUAAAGCUUGGGACCACAAACUACCAAGACUACUUGAGCUUUCGUCAUGCCCUCCAGGAGACACUUGUGGGACUCUCUGUGGAUAAAGAAGGCCUCAACUGGCCUACAACUUACACUGAGGAGGAAAUCCAUGUGGAGGUGAAAGAUAACUUCUAUGGAUCCCUGUCCAAAGGGGACAACCGUAUCCUGGAGCAGCUCGUUUUGACCCGUGUAAACAUGUUAGCCUUCCUCAAUGGGUCUCCACCUUGUAGUAUCGGCCUCAAUGAUGUGCAGGUCAAAGGCAAAGAAGUCGUUUCUCGACACGACAUAAUUCCUAACACAACGUCACGCUGGAUUAAAUUGCGGGAUUGUCGACUUCAUGAAUGCGCAGACCACACUGAAUUUGCAGAGUCCCGAGCCGUCACAUUUACCCCCCCUACUGGUCGUCGCUUUGAACUUCUGCGUUUUCGUACAGCGUUUGCAGAAAAAUCCCUUCCUUUCACUCUGAGAACAGUUGCUAGCAUCAGGGGUGCAGAGGUUGAGGUACAAUCCUGGCUGGUGAUGUCAACGGGUUUCUCAUCCAGUCGGGAUCCUUUAACAUUGAUACCAUGUGAGAAUGUGGCUAUCCGUUACCCUAUACCUGAAAUUUGGGCAAAGAACUUUAGGAGGGAGAGUGUGACGGGUGAAAAGUCCCUGAAGGCUCGCUUCAAUAAAGGAGCCAGCUUUGGUUCAACCAGCAGUUCCGGAUCAGAACCGGCUAUGAGGGUGACGCUCGGCUCUGCGAAAUACGAGCAAGCAUUCAGGUCCGUGGUGUGGAGGAUUAGUCGACUACCAGACAAAAACUCAGCACUGGGACAUCCUCAUACUUUCUUCUGCCGCUUGGAACUGGGAUCAGACAGGGAGGUUCCUUCGAAAUUUGAGUGUCUGGUGGAGGUUGAGUUUGAUAUGCCAUCCACUUCUGCAUCUAAAGCCACCGUACGCGCUCUGUCUGUUGGGGACAGGACUGAUUUGAAGAAAUGGAUCACUUACAAAUCACAUUAUUCCUACCAGGUGGCUGAAGCUGUAGUCUACAAACAUCUGUUCCCAUUACCGUUCAGCAGCCACAGGGAACGAUUCAUCACCGUGCAGAGGUGUACAACAAACAGCAGGACGGCAAAGACGAGAUGUAAAACUCUGCCCAUAGCCUCUGUAUAGGAAUGACAAAGAGUCUUGCUGAACCAGCAUCUUGUUGUAUAUGAUAAAUGCACCGUAGCUGUGGGGUAGGUCGGUAUCGAAACCGUGGUGAGGUCAGUCACUCCAGGAUGAGUUCCUGGAAACAGGUUAUGUUUGAGAUUAGCCAGACUGUCAUUAGUCGCUUUUGUUGGGUGUGACUGCCUUCUUGUGGCGCUUUUGUGUAAAC
Messenger RNA from Misgurnus anguillicaudatus (oriental weatherfish), 3086 nucleotides. RefSeq names its product stonin 2 (gene ston2). The record is from RefSeq and is a predicted model, not a curated record. Gene Ontology annotation, biological process: endocytosis; regulation of endocytosis. Lineage: Eukaryota; Metazoa; Chordata; Actinopteri; Cypriniformes; Cobitidae.